Varanus komodoensis (Komodo dragon) is the source of this 6088-nucleotide messenger RNA. RefSeq names its product Kruppel like factor 4 (gene KLF4). Gene Ontology annotation, molecular function: RNA polymerase II cis-regulatory region sequence-specific DNA binding; DNA-binding transcription factor activity, RNA polymerase II-specific. The coding region runs from base 596 to 2095 and encodes 499 amino acids. NCBI's taxonomy places the organism in Eukaryota, Metazoa, Chordata, Lepidosauria, Squamata, Varanidae. The transcript has 4 exons. The record is from RefSeq and is a predicted model, not a curated record. Gene Ontology annotation, biological process: regulation of transcription by RNA polymerase II.
GUUCGGAAAGGCGAGGCGAGGCACGUCGAGGGCAGCCCUCGCCGGAGAAAGGAGGGGAAAGCCCGGGCGCGUGAGAGAGAGAGAGAGCGAGCGAGAGAGAGGGCGAUCGCGCGCCAGCCAGCCCCGCCCGGCUGCCCGUCAGUCAGCCGCUCGCUCCGCUCCGCCAGGGACGCGCGGCGGCUGCGGGAGAAUCCCGAACUCCCCUCAUGGCAGCGGCGCGAGCAGGGAAUCCCCAGGAGUUGCCUCGCGCCGUCCAGCUGCCGCCGGGGUUGCUGCUGCCUCUGCCGCUGCUGCUGCUCCUGCUGCCGCCGCUGACGCCGCUGCCUGCCUGCGGAGCGGCUUUCGCUGCUGCUGCUGCUACUCUUCGUGCUCCGUGGCGGGGCUGCUCUUCCUAGUAGGAAGAACUCCAAGACACCCUCGCGAUUCCGCACCCGAAGGACACUAUCUCGCCCUCGAUCUAAACACCCACCAAACAAAAAGUUGCAAGAGAUUCCGUUGCAAUAUUCUCUGUUACUCUCUCACACCUGUUGCUGUCGUUGCCGGUGCCGUUUGCUCUUCUGCGCCUUCCGACCAAGCACCAGCCCCUGACACAUUAAUGAGGCAGCCGCCCCCCGGCGAGUUUGACAUGGCUCUCAGCGGCACCCUGCUCCCUUCCAUCUCCACCUUCGCCACGACGGGCACGACCGGCAGGGAGAAAGUCCUGCGGCCAGCAGGUGCUAACAACAAGUGGCGGGAGGAGCUGUCUCAUCUCAAGCGGUUCCCCCCUGUGUUAACAGGACGGCCUUACGACCUCUCUUCUGAGGUGGAAAAUACCACCACAAGUAUCAGUGGUGUGACUAUGACAAGGCGAGAGACGGAGGAGUUGAAUGAGCUCCUGGACUUUGACUUCAUCUUAUCCAACUCCCUGAUGCCCCAGGAGCAGCCCACAGCUGCUGCUGCAGUUGUGAGCUCUGCUCCUGGCUCCUCACCUGCCGUCAGUAGCAGUGGCUGCCCGUCUGUGACCACCUGCGACUUCCCGUACCAGCUGCAAAGAGAGGAUCACACUGCAGGAGGAGGAGGAGCGGGGAUACUGUACAACAGAGAACAGACCCCAGCUGCCCCUUUCAACCUGGCGGACAUCAAUGAUGUGUCCCCUUCUGGUGGAUUUGUGGCUGAGCUGAUGAGGCCUGAUCUGGACCCUGUUUAUAUGCAGCAACAACAGCAGCCUCCCCCACUGGGCAGCUUGCAUGGAAAGUUUGUGGUGAAAGCCACAGUGAACAUGGGGGAAUACAAUAACCACAUCAGUGUUAGCAGCAAGAACAACGCAGCCGCUGCUGCCGCUUCCCCUUGCACAGAUGGACCUGUGCCACCACCUGUUUAUAACCAUGUGCCCAGGAUGUGCCAAAAAAUCAAGCAGGAGGCAGCCCCUUCAUGCACCAUUGGCCAAUCCCAUGGGACUACUCCAAGAGCACAACAGCAUGAUUUCCCCUUGGGGCGGCCACUGCCUAGCAGGACUAACCCUCCCUUGACUCCAGAGGAAAUGAUGAACAGCAGAGACUGCCACCCCUCCCCACAAGGCUUGAGCCAUUCAGCCCUGCCGCUUCCACCGGGCUACCACCCAGGCCCAGGAUACCCCCCUUUCCUCCCAGAGCAACUGCCACCCAGCGCACUCCAAUAUCAAGGUCAGUCUUACUAUCUAAAUGUUUUUGGAGAGCCUUUAAGUAUGCCUCGCUUGGUACAAGGAAUGAUGUUGACUCCGCCCUCUUCACCUCUAGAGCUGAUGCCUUCUGGGAGCUGCCUUUCUGAAGAGACGAAACCAAAGAGGGGUCGGAGGUCAUGGCCCAGGAAAAGGACUGCCACACACACAUGUGACUAUGCGGGUUGUGGUAAAACAUACACCAAGAGCUCACACCUUAAAGCCCACCUUCGGACACAUACAGGUGAGAAGCCCUACCACUGUGAUUGGGAAGGCUGUGGCUGGAAGUUUGCCCGCUCCGAUGAACUCACGCGUCACUACAGAAAACACACAGGCCAUCGCCCAUUCCAGUGUCAGAGAUGUGACAGAGCAUUUUCCAGGUCUGACCACCUCGCCUUACAUAUGAAGAGACACUUUUAAAUGGGACAUGGUGAACUUUUUACUGCCAUGAGAGAUUCAGUAUUUGACAGCAGAAAAGACUGUCUUCCACAAGAAGGGAGAUCUCCACUUAAAGCACUACAAAGGAUUCCAGUGAAGUCUUCCAAAAAGAUGUGUGGACAUGAAUGGACAAUGAGAACACAUUUGUGGAACUUUAAAGCAAAUGGGGAAACAAUGACUGGAUCUUUUAAUCAUCAUUCCAUUUUUAUAAAUCUGACUUGAAUCUUUCUGGAAUACAGAAUGCCAAGGAUUGACUGGAAGUCAAGGAUAUCAGGGUUAAAACAAACUGUUGAGGGUGGGGUGAAUGGGAGAUUACGUAGGGAAGCCUAUGGGUGAAGACAGAUGUAUCAUUUGUAGAGCAGCAGGGCUGCUUCGGUAGCUGUUUCACUACAUUUUUCAUCUCCAUUGUUGAGGGCCUAAAAACACAAUUGCGCCAAGUUCCAGCAGCAAAGGCAGUGUUUAUUUGGUUGUACUUCAUGAGUUCUCUCUCCGUAAUCCCAGUUACCUGAAUUGCUUUACAAUAGUUUUAGAACCUUUUUUUUUUUUAAGAGGAACAAAUGUUCAUUAUAUGUACUUUAAAAAAUUAAAAGGCUGGCAGCACCUUAAGAAAACUAAGGAAUAAAACUGAGACCAUAUGACCUGAUGGAAGGCAUUUACGACAUAUAUAUUCCAAAGCCAGAAGGAAGCCUCAUUCACACCAUGGCUGAAGAAUCCACUGUGACCUCUUUUUAAAUGCUGUAUCUGUCUUCACCCUAAAUUCCCUUAAGAUUUCUUUUCAAUGCAAUAUUUUAAACAAGUUGUAGCCUUGCAAUUUCUUUUUCCUUUCAAAAGCCAUUACUAAACUAAGUCAAGGAAGAAGAAAUUCAGGUACAGAGUUGUGGUUAAAGUCUAUGUUCAUGGUGCUGAAUGACUUUUGGUUCUUAAGGUACCAAAAAAAGGAAGCCAAAGUUCUCAAACUGCUGCAUAUUUGACAAGGAAAUACGUUUGUCUUCCGAUCUACAGUUAGUGAUGACAAAAAUCAGGUUAAAAAACCUGAUUUAUUUGCGUUUGUUUCUCUCUUAAUCUUCUAUGCAGACAGUCUGUAAUGCACUGUGGUUUCAAUGUGCAAUAAUUUGUACAAUGGUUUAUUCCCAAAUAUGCCUUAAGCAGAACAAAAAAAUUCUAUAUAGUUCUUUACUUAAUAAAUAUGUAAUAUAAAUUUAAGGAGACUUCUAUUUUGUAUAUUUGUAAACUAUGAAGUGAAAAAAUUAAAAUGUUGUCAGAGUUUGUAUUUUGCAUAUUCAUUUUGCUGAAAAUAACUUUUAAAUAAACCUAUUUUAUCUGUGGCUUUUAAAAACUUUUUCUUCUACCAAGUUAUGAUGAUGGACUUUUAAUCUACACAUUCAUGUAGAGUUGACCUUAGUACUAUUAGCAUUUUAAAAGCUGCUAUAAUCCUAAAUUUUUAAAAACCAGUACUGCUUACAGUCCCUUCUUGUCCAUGUCUACUCCCACCAAGUGCAAUGAAGCUUACCUCUAAAGUAAAUUGUCUAGGCCUGCAUACCCAAGUAUACUUAACAGGAAGUACACACCGUAGAAUUGACUGAGCCUUGCUUCCGAGUUAUCAAGCACAAGCUAAUGCUAUAAAGCUGUUUAAACACAGUUACCUAAUCUUAUGGAAAGGGGCUGCAUCAAAUCCUUUCCCUCUAAUUUCAAUGUGUUUUUAGAUGAGUCAGUAGCGAGGAGUAAUUUGGACUGUAAAAGAUUACAGAACUGUCUUGUUGGGUUAAACCAAGGGUUCAACCAGUUCAGCAUGCUGCUUCUAACAGCCACCAACUGGCUUUUGCUAUGAAUCUCAAAGGCAGAGUAAAAUAGACACAGAGCCUUCAGUUUACAUAAUUAAAGGAAUGAACUUCCUUAGCUAUCUUAGGCAUUUGAAAAGUCUUUAAAAUAACAAUUCUAUGUGUUUUCUAAUACAGCUUUAAUAUUUACAAUGUGUACUGUAUAACAAUAUUUCAUUUUGCAGUUCUAAUAGCCAAGACAAUGUAAUUUGUGUGUGAUGGUUGAAGGAAGAAUUAGUCAUGUUCCACUAGGUAUCUUAAGGCUGAUCAUCCCACCUCAUUGUCAUAAUAUUGUGGCCAUAAAACGAGGUCAACUUGCCAAAAGUGCUGAUGGUGCUCAAUUAAUACUAUUUCCUAGCAUACUAAAAAUUAGAAGUGAAUGACACAUCACUCCUUACAACAAAUCUGUAAAGAAGUACAAGCAGGGGGGCUGUUGAGAAGAGUAGGGGUGCCUAAUACCAUGUAUCAGAAGAAGCCAAGGAUUUCCCUGAUGCUUCUAUUCUGAGCUGUUAGCUGCUACAGUUUCCCUAACAGUCAGCCUUCCCUAAACUGAUGCCCUCCAGAUAUUUUAGAUUUCAACUGCAUCAGCCCCAGCCAGCAAUGCUAAUUUUAAGAAAUUCUGGGAGUUGUAGUCUAAAAUGUCUGGAGUGAACCCAUAUUACAGAAGGCUACAGUGUGUCACACACUAGCUCAAGAUUUCAAGUAGAAUCUUGGCAAAUUGUAGACUGCUUUCAGAUUCAGGCCAAUAGUAUGUUUCCAUAAAAUCUUUUUCUAACUACUUAAAAUAGGUCGAAUCCUGUUAUCUUUCCUUCUUGUACCUACAAUUGAGGGGGAUCCAUGUUACAGCAAACUUCAUAUAUUUCCCAGAGUUAGUGAUAGUGUGACUCAGUAGAACCUUCAUAAUUUCCAGUGUACUUCAGGAAUGCUGUACUGUUUGACGGUUAUGUUUUAUUCAGAUGUGAUUUGCUUGGCCAGGGUUCACAGCAACCCUCAAAGAGUGGAUUUGGGUUUGAAAAUCUUCUUGCUUUUUAAUAGUGUAGUUUCCCUGGUUUGAAAAGAUAAUUUACUAGCCAAAAAAUCCAUUUGGAUUUAUUUAUUUAUGUAAGAAAUUAGCCAUGUAAAACAAAGUAUUUAAGGUGAACUUAUUCCAGAAGAAAACUAGGUAAUCUUAAAUGGUAUUCAUUUUAUUUCUUGUUUCUGUAUCCUUUCCUUCCUCCAGAGCCAUAAGAGUAUCUCAUUUUACCUUAGUCAGUACCUCGUGGAGUAGGUUGGCAUAAGAGAGAAUAACGAGCCCAAAUUUUGCUUCAUACCAGCAAGGAGUUCUGAAACACUUAGUCAGGAGGUGCUUUUUUUUAACACACCAAGCUGGAAGCAGAUUCUCAUGUUCUAAUUCCAACAAACCUUUGCUCUGUAGCGGGUGGGGGUAGCACUUACCUGCUGGUGCCCAUGUAGCAUGGAGGAUUUAGUAACAAUGCAAUCCGCUUCGGGAGUCCACUAAAAGAUCAGUUCUAGACUGCUGCUACUCUUCAAAUGCAUUUGCACCUGCCCUACUUCCACCUUACUGGACCUCAGUGCCCUCUUUUUAUCCUCACAAAGCCCCCAUGAAGUGCAUUAGGCACACAGAGACUUACUCAAACACACUUCUCACAUGGUCCUAUGCAUGUCUACUCAAAAUUAAGUCCCAACUGCCCUAAGCCCUAGCCCUAGCCCUUACCCUAGUUGUAUUCAGUAGGAGAUUAUGCCUAGAUAAGUGUUGCUAGGAUUUAAGGCUUGCUGAGCAUGGUUUUGAUGUCUUAACCUUUGGGCCAGGUCUGUGGCCCCUUCCAAACGUCAUGUGUGAAGCUAGUCAAUCAGCAGAAGCAUUUCAUUUACUUCAAGAUAACAUGCUGGUAAAUGCAGGAGAAGAUUUAAAUAAUUUCAGAAAACAGCAUGAGUUGGUGAUCUUUUACAAUCCAACAAGCUGGAGACACUAGCUCAAGCUCGUUUUUGGAUAAAUGCUGAUACUGCUUGCCUGUUGUAAACUGCAAGUGGAUUCUUGCUUAUGACAUUAAAGCAGUAUCGUCUUUUUUUUAAUUCAGCAACAGCUGCCUCUUAAUGUAAAUGUUAUGUGCAUUAUUGUCUGGCUGCUGAGUUAUGCUUCUUGCUUUAUAUUUGCACA